Messenger RNA from Salvelinus namaycush (lake trout), 2274 nucleotides. RefSeq names its product protein phosphatase 1, regulatory (inhibitor) subunit 14Bb (gene ppp1r14bb). NCBI's taxonomy places the organism in Eukaryota, Metazoa, Chordata, Actinopteri, Salmoniformes, Salmonidae. The coding region runs from base 539 to 928 and encodes 129 amino acids. Gene Ontology annotation, cellular component: cytoplasm. Gene Ontology annotation, biological process: innate immune response; regulation of phosphorylation. Gene Ontology annotation, molecular function: protein serine/threonine phosphatase inhibitor activity. The transcript has 3 exons. The record is from RefSeq and is a predicted model, not a curated record.
GAGACUGGAGAAAGAGAGACGGAAGAAAGAGAGAGACGGAGGACGGGAAAGCAGAAGAGAGGAGGGAAUAGUAAAGAAUUCAGGAAUAGCCUUUUUUUUUUGUCUACGUAAGGUUAGGUUUUCCGUAGAUGAAGGAAAAGUCAGCCGCUUUUACGUUGCAACAACACGAGGACAGAGGAGAGACGGCACGGAAGAUAUUCUCUUUGUACUUAAAAUAAGUGUAGUACUGCUGGUUUGUAGGCUAUCCUAAACCUUUAUACGCUGUAUUCUAAUACUGUAAAUAACCAAUUAUAUAGCCUUUAAAAAAAAAAUAUAUGUAUUUUUAGGUCAAUUUGGAAACCACGAAGUGAACCAAAUGCCGUGCUCUUUUUUUGCAAGAAGGGAACAAUAGCAGUAAUAUACUUGAAUUUUCUAGCUUCUCCUUAUGAGAAUCACGGCUGUUUAGCAACCACCAACACCGCGACGAACAAUACAAAACAACGCGUCUGAAAUUCGCACUACCACCAGAACUUUCAGGAUUUUCUUCAGCGGACCGACCAUGGCUGCGGUUACCAGCCCAGAGACGAGCCCUCAACCCCGUGUAUAUUUCCAGACGGUAGCCGCCGGUUCAACCGAAGAACCGGAGAUACCUGUUCGGAAGCAAGGGCGAGUAACCGUCAAAUAUGACCGGAAAGAACUAAGAAAGAGACUAAAUCUGGAGGAAUGGAUAAUCGACCAGCUAACGGUUCUUUACAACUGUGAGGAGGAGGCCAUACCAGAGUUGGAGAUAGAUGUGGACGAGCUGCUGGACAUGCCUAGUGAUGACGACAGAGGAGCCAGAGUUAAAGAUCUCCUGGUAGACUGUUACAAACCCACCGAGGACUUUGUGUCUGAUCUACUGGAUAAGAUACGUGGCAUGCAGAAACUCACCACCCCCCAGAAGAAAUAACCUCAACCCUGAGUCACCCCUCCUCCUGCCUCCCGCCUCCCUCACUCACUCCAACCUCACCCCACAGAAGAAAUAGGAGCUUGGCUUCCUCAGAGAUGGAGGAGGAAGAGGGAGGAGGAGAGGAGAGAAGGAGCAGAGGAGUAAGAUAGGUGAUUGAAGCAGCCAAUCAGAUCUAAGCAGGGUGUAUGAUGUCAUGUCCUGUGAUUUUUAUUUUAAUGUUUUAUUUAGUUUACAUUUAUUUAGAUUACAUUUUUUAAAGGGGUUUGUAUUGUUGUUAAAUGAUCAAACGAUCGGUCAUAUUUCUCAUGUUAAUGUGUGAACAUAGCAUACUAUAAUGUAGCUGUAAACCAAGCCCGGGAUAUAUUCUGAGUUUUAGUACCUAAACCCAGGAUAUAUUCUGAGUUUUAGAAGGAGUCCCAAAAUGGCAUGUUAUUUAUUACCUUCUAUAGUCCAUUACAUUGGACCAGGGCUCUGGUCCAAAGUAGUGGACUAGGUUUAAAGGGUGCCAUUUGGUGAUGGGAGCGGCUCCUAUGUAUAGUACAGUGUAUAUGUAGCUGUGUGUGUAGUCUCGACCACAGUGAAAACACACACCGGGGGACUUGACAAAGUGACCUUUUCUCUCUCUCUCUUUAGUUCUGUCUCUUUAUCACUGUUUAUUGUUCUGUCAGAUAUUUCAUGUUCCAUAAUGUGCAGGUAAGGCCUUUGUCAGUGAGGACUCUUGUUGAGAGAUUUCAGGAGACGAGUAAACCAAUGAGGGAGGAGGGAGGGACGGAGGGGGCACUGGGUAGUGGAAAAUGUGUCGAUGUGUUCAUCCAAAUAGCCACACACACACACACACACACACACACACACACACACACACACACACACUCAGGGAACAGCAGAAACACAGACCACAGCUGCUGCUCCUUCAUACUCACACACAGAUGUGAACACUGGUACACACACACAUAAACACACACUGGCGCUCUCUCGUCAACACACACACGGGAAGGAGGGGUGGGUAUAAUCAUUGAGAGAGGGAUAAAUGGAGAGAUUCAGAGGUCUUACUCUUCCUGGCUUGGCUGCCUCACAAGGCCUUAGUGUUGCCAAUCAUGCAGCUCUCUCACUCACCCCAUGUCUCUCUGGCCCUCACUCCUUCCUCUGUCUCCUUCCCUUUCUACUUUAGCAAUCUACAGAUGACUCCAUCCCUCACUCCUUCCUCUGUCUCCUUCCCUUUCUACUUCUAGCAAUCUACAGAUGACUUCAUCCCUCACUCCUUCCUCUGUCUCCUUCCCUCUCACUCCCUCUCUCCUUCCCACCCUCCAUCCCUCUCUCCUUCCCUCUCACUCCCUCUCUCCUUCCCA